Molecule: messenger RNA, 3037 nt
Organism: Rana temporaria (common frog)
Lineage: Eukaryota; Metazoa; Chordata; Amphibia; Anura; Ranidae
Exons: 19
Coding region: 234-2807 (857 amino acids)
Source: RefSeq, a predicted model, not a curated record
GUAGGAGCAACUCGCAGAACAGCCAGUGGGAGAUCUGAUCUGAACAAAACCUUUGAAAUCCUCGCUCAGUCAUAAAUAGUUUUCCAGACUUUGAAUGGCAGGAAUGGACCCAGGUUACACUACAAAACGUCUUGCAAAAUGUUGUUGACACAGAACUGCAGAUUAUCAACUACCCCUUGACCUGCGCAUCAUAUCAACAACUGCUGACUGGAUUAGACAACGCGUUUGAUUUAAUGAGUGAGGAGUCACGGCAGUCUGUCUAUCGCAAUUGUAUCCAACCACAGUUUGAGUCAGUUACGACAACAUCAGGUGUUAGGUGUGGAAGUGCAACAGAAAAAGCUGAAAUCUGGGUCCAAGCAAACUUUGCCAGUUUCUCCUCAUACAUAGAGAUCAGCGAAUAUACAUCAUGGAACAUUAACUACAAUGCUGUUAAUGAUAUCACAAAUUUGAGCCCUAACCAGCUGGCUGACGUUGCUGUCUCUGCAGUCAACAAUGAGGAUGUUGCUUGCCAGGUUGCAGCCAGGGUGCGGCAGUAUGAUGUCAGUAAUGUCAACGGCUUCCUGGGUUCACUGUCUGUGACUCUGCAGCAGAAAAACCUCAGUUUGGUGUCAAGUGUGGUCGGCUCUGAUUUCCUGUCUUCAUCUCUCUCCAUCAUCAGUGGCUCUCUAUCCUCUUAUAGCUCUAGCGAUUGGGAAGGCUUGGUGUCUAAUCUACAACCAUUAUUGUUCAGCAUAAACUCUAACCAGUUGUCCACCCUGUUGGAAAAUGCUGACUGCAAUACAUACAAAAUUAUUUUGAAUCAGUUGAAUAAUAAUUUUGACCGCUUCACACCUGAGAAUCGCCAGAAUCUAUUUGGAGUUUUGUAUGGCUAUAUCAGCAGAAAAAGAACUGAUUCAGGUUUCUGUCUUCAGAGUGGAGAUGACAACACCGCUACAAUCACAAACUCAAUAGGCAAAUUUUCAUCUUAUUUGAGUUAUUCCCAGAUCAAGGAAAUCAAUCCCAAUUUCAGUUGGGUGUCUGGAGUGAGCCUCCUGAGCACCAGCAAUCUGGCCUCUGUGACCCUCAACGAAAAUGUAUUUACUGAUGAAGCCCAGGCCAACGCUGUCAUUGGUAGACUGGAGCAGAUGUCUUUCACAGACAUAGAUGCAUACCUCAAUGCCUUCCAAAUAACUGCACAGGAGAAAAACCUAGUGGCCAUUCAACGUGGUGACCUCUCACAGUCCAUCUUCAGUGCCAUCUUUGCCAAAGUCUCAGUACAAUUUACCUCUUUCACCAAUAUCCAGUGGAGUAACUAUUUUGGCUCAGGUUCUGCCUUAUUCAGCUUGUUCUUCCCAUUCUUCCAAGUGAGCCACAUUAAUCAGAUACCUUUAAACCUCAACUGCGGGGCUUUCCAGUCUGUCGUAUCUGGGCUUAGCAGUUCCUACGGACAAUUGCAAGGCGACGUACAAGCUGCAGGUUAUAGUUUUAUCAAGUCAUACCUCUCAGGACAAAAACAAUCAACUGGUUCUGCAUGCCCCAUCUCAGGCAACAGUGGCAAAUGGCUUGUUCUCAAUUUUGGUGAAUUGCGUGCACAAGCCUCCAUAGCUGAUAUUUUUGCUAUAAACCCAGGCUUUAUUGUUACGGAUGCAGUGUCAUAUCUUUCAGCUCAGCAGCUGGGUAGCUAUGUGGCCAACAGCAAUGUCUGGAUAGACCAGAACCAGAUUAAUAUAGUAUUUUCGGUACUGAACAGCCAAACCAUCGGUUCCUUCCUGGAUUCUUUCAAUGCAGCAGCUGAAGCGAAUGGAAUCACUUCAAUCGAAAGUGGAGUUGUUAGGAAGAACUUCCUUGGCGAAAUCUUCUGCAAGGUUGGAUCUGGCUUUUCGUCCUUCACUUCAGCCAAUUACGGGGACUUUUUUGUGAAUAAGCUCAAGAUGUUCAGCUCAUCCCUCGAUGCCAGGUCCUUCAGCUACAUUCCAACAGAUAUAGGCUGUGAUGCCCUUGCUGAAAUCGUGCAACCCUUAAUCGGUCUUACGAAUCCUGAAAACCCCAGUGCUGUCUUUGACUUUGUGAACUCAGUCCUGUCAAACACAGGUUCUGCCUGCGUUGGUGACCUUGACACAAGAUCAUGGGUAAAUAGAUUCUGGGGACAAUACUUGAGAGCAGGAUCGUGGAGUGCUAUUGUCACAUUGUAUUCAAGCUUCGAUGUGGGGUCUUGUGCAGAUCUUUUGAGCUCCACCCAGCUGUCUGAUGCGGCUUCUGGAUCCAACGUCAUGCACAAUGUUACAAUUAUAACAAAUGUGAUGGUCACCUUCAAUGGAAACGUCACCGCUCUGUCCGAUUUCAUAGACACGUUGCGGCAGUAUAUUGCAUUGGACCCAACUCUGAUAUCAAACUCAAAAGUGAAAGAUACUGUGCUGGAUGCCGUUGCACAGUCCGUCCUCGUCCAAUUUGAAACCUUUACUGCGGCACAAGUCCAAGAAUGGAUGAACAGAAUCGCUUUCCUUCUACCGUCAUUCAAUGCAACCUUUUUAGAAUACAUACCUGUCACCAUUGGCUGUCCACAGUUACAGGCCUUUGUCUCUGGCAUGGAUGCAGUGUAUGCAAGUCUUACACCAGUAAGACAGCAGGCUGUAGCAAGCUUCAUUCAAAAGGUCUUGAGUGGUAAAUCAAUCAGUGCAGAAGAUCCAUGUGUUGGCAGCUUGAGCACAAUUCAAUGGGUAAUGCAAUACAUUGGCCAAUAUUGCAAACUUCUGUCAACUGACACCAUAGCAGAGAUUUACCCAUCUGUGGACAAAGUAAGUUAUGGAUCGUAUUGCACCUUAUCCUAGACUUGAAAAAGCUAAAAGAUACUUCUGGAAGAAUAAAUAUGAGCCCUCUUCUCGUUCCGCUCUAAUCCUACCCGCCGAUGCUGUAAGGGUCUCUUGGGACAUACUCUAGAUUGUCACCUGAUUUCCUGUAUUUUUAUUUUUAUUUUAAUUUGCUGGGAAUUGAGCAGUGUCCAUGUGGUUCACAGUCAGGUCACUAGUUCAGUGAUUAAACAAAUUGCAUAAACAGAUAA